Molecule: messenger RNA, 780 nt
Organism: Brettanomyces nanus
Lineage: Eukaryota; Fungi; Ascomycota; Pichiomycetes; Pichiales; Pichiaceae
Exons: 1
Coding region: 1-780 (259 amino acids)
Biological process (GO): ubiquinone biosynthetic process
Cellular component (GO): mitochondrial inner membrane
Molecular function (GO): 4-hydroxybenzoate polyprenyltransferase activity
Source: RefSeq, a predicted model, not a curated record
AUGUCAUCGGCGUCAAUUUUAUCGACUGCCUGGAUGCUUUCUGUAUUUGGUGUGGGUGCAUUUGUUAUGAGAGGAGCAGGAUGUACUAUUAACGAUCUCUGGGAUAGGGAUUUGGACAAUAAAGUGGUGAGAACGGUGGAAAGACCUAUUACCUCGGGUAGAGUUUCUGUUAAGCAGGCCAUAAUAUUCUUGGGAGCUCAGUUAACGGUGGGAUUGUUUGUCUUGUUGCAGUUGCCGUUAAACUGCUUUGUUUUGGGAGCAUCAUCUUUAAUACUAGUGGCAACAUACCCUCUUUUCAAACGAUUCUCAUACUAUCCUCAGGCAAUGCUAUCAGCCUGUUUCAACUGGGGUGCAUUGCUCGGCUUCCCGGCUAUGGGAAUUUGGGAUUGGUCCGUCAUGAUACCUCUCUAUCUUAGUGGGUUUUUCUGGUGUAUGCAUUACGAUACCAUAUAUGGACAUCAAGACAAGAAAUUCGACGUUAAAGUGGGUAUAAAAUCAACAGCAUUGGCAUGGGGAGCCCACUCGAAGCAGGUAUUCAAAGGUCUUGCAGUGGCACAACUUUGCUGUUAUUCUUUGGCGGGAUUUCUGGCUGGAAUGGGUCCUGGCUUCUAUACAGGAGCUGCAUUUGCUGCCUAUAGAUUGGUCAGGAUGAUAAGAAAGGUGGAUUUGAAUAAUCCGGACAGUUGCCAAUACUACUUCAUCAAUAAUAUCAAGACAGGACAUGUGUUCUGGAUGGGUAUAUUGUUCGAUUACUUGAUGAGGAUGAUGGGAAUCUACUAA